This is a messenger RNA of Sardina pilchardus (European sardine), 1918 nucleotides long. Its product is annotated as immunoglobulin superfamily DCC subclass member 3-like. The coding region runs from base 273 to 1205 and encodes 310 amino acids. The record is from RefSeq and is a predicted model, not a curated record. The transcript has 6 exons. Lineage: Eukaryota; Metazoa; Chordata; Actinopteri; Clupeiformes; Clupeidae.
AUGACCAACCAGAUGACUAACCAUUUUCUAAGGACUAAAGCAUUGUGUAAUACAAGUAGCUCUGCAUCACAAUUUCCAAAGAAGUUCUUACUUUGCACUCUUACGCAAUUACACAUUAGAUUAAUAUAGCAGAUGCCCAAAUAAGGAGAACACUCCUAAGACGCUACGUAGACCCAUAACGUUUUAAAAGAGACAAGGUAGCAUUCCAAGGAGAAGAGAACCGACUAAUGUUUAGAGAACAGAGAACAGCCCCUUGAACUCCAUACUCAAGAAUGGCGGAUCAUAUGAAGCUUCUAUAUACAAUUGUUAUUUUUACAAUAACAGAGUGUGUCUUCUCGAGUUCUUCUGGGGACCCAAUCAAAGGCCCGUUCCAAACGUCUAUCAAGGGGCCUGGCGUGGUGAAGGCAGGGGUGCCGACAGAGUUCACCUGCUCAGACAAAUGCACCCCAGGGUGUGUCUACCAAUUGAAGGAGUCUGGGAAGGAAGUGGAUGGUGGCGUCAUGACUGUGACGGCCGACGGCCGUCAAGAGAGCCUGAAGCUGGAGUGCACCGCUGUCAACACCGAAACCAAAGUGUCAUGGACCACCACCAAGACCGUGAAAAUAAACAACCCGGUGAGUGUGAAGCCCACCACCAGCUCUGAUCCCCAGGUGGGCAAAUCCUUCGAGAUGACCUGUCAGGGCUCAGACCCCGCCACCACCACCACCUGGUUAAAAGACGAUCAGCCCCUGAGCACUGAUGCCAGGAUGCGUCUCAGCGAGAACAAUGGCAUGCUAUCCUUCACGUCUCUGCUGUCCUCCGAUGGUGGCUUGUAUGCAUGCAAGGUGGGCAACGUGUUCAGCCGAGGGUACCUGCUGAGCUUCGGGACAAUAGCUGUUAGCAUACUUGGCCCAGACACGGUGAAAGCUGGGGUGGAGCAUAGCUUCACCUGUCAGGCCAAAUGCACGCUACCUUGUACCACCUCCUGGCAGUUCAACCAGGCCUUCUCCGAUGGCUCCAUCUCAAACAAUAAUAAUGUACUCCAAUGGACCCCAGCUACACCCGGGAGGGUCCAGAUCUUCCAGUGCUCUGCACAGAACAUACAAGCCCAGCGAACGGUCCAAGCCUCUAAGACAGUGACAGUUUCUGGCUCUGUGAUGGUGAGACCUGCACUCGCUCUGAUCUCCAUGGUCAGCCUGCAACUGCUGUUUGCCUUGUCUGUCUAGUCGGGUCGCUCCUGUGCCACUCUGUGACAUAUUGCAUGGCGCCUUGUUUUCAAAAACACACCCACCCAAGCUGCACUGUUCACCAAUGAAGUGGUCACACUGUUCACUUGUAGAAGGUGGCAGAAUAUGUAAACUGUGGAAAAGUCAAAGGAUUGCAUAAGAUAGUCUAAAUAUAACUGCUUAAUUCCUGCUCUAAAACAAAUAAAAAUGUGCAAAUGCGGCAAUGAUAGAUAACUACUAAUGAUAGAUAAGAGUAUGCUGUAUUUAGUAAAAAAAAAAGUGCUUAUAUAUACUGUAGGUCAUAUACUGUAGGUCACAUCCGUAUGCUGUGUCAUAAGUUUUAAGUUUAAAGAGUUCAUGCUUAGGGCCAUAUAUAGGCAGCAUCUGUGUGCUGUAUCAGAGUUUUAAGUUUAAAGAGUUCAUGCUUAGGGCCAUAUAUAGGCAACAUCUGUGUGCUGUAUCAGAGUUUUAAGUUUAAAGAGUUUAAAGGGAUGUUAACAGAAAGAGGAACAAGAGAUAGACAAACAGCUGACUGUUAUGCAAAGUGGUAGGUUCAAGUUCAGCUGGACAAAUAAAGGGGGUCCCGUUACUGGGGCUCUAGGCUCUCCAUCACUUUUCCUUGGCUUCGCAGACUGAGAGCAAGAAGAUUAUUUCUAUUUUGUUAUUAAUAAAGUCAGAACCCUAACCCCUGGUUAGGGGUUCUGUUAAAAGGC